ACCAAGUACAAAUGAUAAAGCGGAGAAGGGGGAGCGUGUGGGGAGGUGAUGCGAACAAGUUGGGAGAAAUAGGCAUCUGCGUACUGAGUGGGUAUGUAAUUGGUUGGCAAGGAGAGUGUCACCGCACGUGCAGACUGGCGCGAGCGAGGUGUGGUCUCGACUCGCCAAAAGACUGUCUCAUCGACAGGUAAAUUGUUUUCCGCAAGCUUCUUGACCACUUUCACGAACACCCGUGUAUCUGAGCCGCACUUUUUGCGCCGCGUCUGACCCACAAUGCGGACGUUUUGCUGGGCUGGGCUGCGUUCGCUUGAGCGCAUAUGGAAGAGCCCACAUGGGCACCAUUUAGACCUGCGGUUGCCAAACGGACAUGGUUGUCACCAGAUCCGCCGCCAGCUUACGUGAGUCAACGUCGUUGGCUUGCGUUGUUGCCGUGGAUGCGGUCAAUAUGUGGUCAAUUACGCACUGAUUUGGAUGCGGGUUGCGAGCAGGAGCCCGCUGCGGGACUAACAACCCGCAAUGCGACGCACAGCAGAUCGUGAAAAUGCCGCACCGAUAGCUGUAACGCAAGAAGAGGUGCACGUUGGAGGCCUUGUGGAGGUAGGCGACAGUGGAGAUCCGCACGCGUGCGAGGGAGGGCAGCGGUAUGACGGACUCGACUGCCUGUCACUCGCGAGGAUUUUGACUAUCAAAGAUGCCACCACCUGCCUGCCAAUACCACGAGGAUGCCGUAUCAGUGCAGAGCUCAGUGUGGCGCGGACUCGGGUCAAGCACUUGCGCCCAUGGCCCAUCUGUCGAGCCACACCCCACUACGAGUCGCAAUUGGCUGCGACUUGAUGACUCGGUACUUACAAGCCUCACGUGCACGGCCAGCGCUGGUGCUGGUGUUGGCGCUGGCGAUGGCGGCGGCGGCGGCGGCCGGGAAGGAUACGGCGGGGGGCGCGAGCAGGGCGGUGCCGAGAGGGUGGAAUGGGACCGGGCGCAAGUACGUGGUGGAACAGGUGGCAUCGAACCACACGCUGGUAGCGGCAGCGCUGGCGCAGCGCGGGUGGCUGCCGUGUCCGCCGCGGCGGUUCGGGCGCGGCUGCCGGGCGGCGGCGCUCAAGUGGACGUGGUCGCCGGAGCGGUUUGCCAGCGAGCCGGAGGGGCGGGUGCUGAACCACUUCCACACUGCUGCUGUGAUGACCCACAAGGACUUGCUGGCCGAGGCCCUGCUUGCCACCCACGGGGAGGACGCUGCGUGGGAGCUGCUGCCGCGGUCGUACAUUGUCCGCGCCCCGCUCCCGACGGGCGAGGAUGACGACGAGGGGAGCGUCAACGGCGAGACGGUCGACGACGACGGCGAGGCGCUGCUGGCUGCGCUGACGGGGCCCGAUGCUACCGCUACUACCGACGACCCGCUGAGCGGCGACUCUUGCUUGGCCGGAGCAUCCGUGCCGGACGUAGCCGGCGGUGGCGAGGUGCGGGCCGAUGGCGGCGGCGACGGCGGAGGUGCCGAGCGCAAGGUGUGGAUUGUCAAGCCUGCGGCGGCGGCGCGAGGGGUGGGCAUCGAGCUGUUUGACGACGGCGCGGCGCUGGUGGAGUUUGUCAACCGUGAGUUUGCGCGGUCGCACGCCGAAGCAGCGUUUGUGGUGCAGGAGUACGUGGGCAACCCGCUGGUCAUCCGCGGCAAGAAGUUUGACAUCCGCCAGUUUGUCCUCGUCACCUCGCUCAACCCGCUGACGGUCUUUGUGCUCGACGACGCGUACCUGCGGUUCUCGACUGAAGACUACACGCUCGACAACCUCGACGACCGGUUUAUCCACCUCACCAACCACCAGGUGCAGAAGGACUCGGCAUCGUACGCAUCGUCGGGCAUUCCGGGCAACCAGUGGUCGCUUGCCCAACUCACAGCGCAUCUGGCGGCCGAGUAUCCGGACACGCCGCAGCUCUCACCAACAGCGCUGCGAGCCAACAUGAUUGAUCUAGUGGUGAAGACGCUCGACGCGUGGGGCCCGGACGGCCACCGCGAGCGGUCGUUCGAGCUCCUUGGUUUUGACGUCCUCGUCGACGAGACCGGCAAACUCUGGCUCCUCGAAGUCAACAUCUCGCCGGGCCUGCACUUGACGACCGACAUAGUGCGGGCUCACCACAGCCAUGCCAUCGAGUCGCUGUUCCAGGUUGUGCUCGACGAUUCGCAGACCGCCUUUCCGUCGCCGUCCGCCCACGCCAGCCUCUCGCCUGACGAACGCGCCGCCGCCGCCGCCGUCCGCGCCGCCGCCAUCCUGCCGUGCUCGUCGGCAACUUCCUCGCCGCUGCCGCCGUGCGAGAUCAAGGUCGGCGGGUGGGAGCUAGUCCGCCGCGGCGAGUACGACGCCGCCGCCGCUACUGCUGCCAGCGGCGCCUUUGCUGAGUUUCAGGCGAGCAGCGCGUCGCUCUCCAUCUCCUCGAUGAGCUAAGAACAGAGUUUAUGUGUG
Molecule: messenger RNA, 2453 nt
Organism: Thecamonas trahens ATCC 50062
Lineage: Eukaryota; Apusomonadida; Apusomonadidae
Product: tubulin-tyrosine ligase
Exons: 1
Coding region: 723-2435 (570 amino acids)
Biological process (GO): protein polyglycylation
Molecular function (GO): protein-glycine ligase activity, initiating; metal ion binding; ATP binding
Source: RefSeq, a predicted model, not a curated record